AUGGACUUCUACGUGGUCAUCGUUCGACUCCAAGGCACCCUUCAUCCUUCAGAAGAGCUUUAUUUACCCUACCAAGAUUACGUCCCUGCAGGUGACGGUGACGGCGCACGGUAUCACGCCUCAGUCCAUCUUGGUCGGCAUGGAGACUGGCAGAUAUAUAAGCUGGCCCGCAACUUGAUCGACCCGCGUCAGCCGGAGAAGCCACCAACACCCGAGGAGCAGGCGGAAGGACUGAUGAUGUAUUCACCGCUAGUGCCCGUGUAUAGCCGACCUCAGGCCAUGCUGACGUACAAUCGUACGGUGGAAAACUUGCAAUCCAUUAGCACGGCUUCCGCCGAGCUCGAGUCGACUACGCUGGUAUUUGCGCACGGUCUUGACAUGUUCUACGUGCGCAUGACGCCUGCAAAGUCGUUCGACCUGCUUCCGUCCGACUUCAAUCAUGAGAUGCUGAUUCUCCUGUGUUUGGCUUUUCUCGUGGCGACGUACCUCACGAAAGCUCUUGCGCGGCGCAAGGCGCUACAGACGGCGUGGAAGUAA
Molecule: messenger RNA, 537 nt
Organism: Peronospora matthiolae
Lineage: Eukaryota; Oomycota; Peronosporomycetes; Peronosporales; Peronosporaceae
Source: the annotation of a GenBank genome assembly